Triplophysa dalaica is the source of this 1237-nucleotide messenger RNA. RefSeq names its product prolactin releasing hormone receptor 2a (gene prlhr2a). Gene Ontology annotation, biological process: G protein-coupled receptor signaling pathway. The transcript is spliced from 3 exons. NCBI's taxonomy places the organism in Eukaryota, Metazoa, Chordata, Actinopteri, Cypriniformes, Nemacheilidae. The record is from RefSeq and is a predicted model, not a curated record. Gene Ontology annotation, cellular component: plasma membrane; neuron projection. The coding region runs from base 124 to 1233 and encodes 369 amino acids. Gene Ontology annotation, molecular function: neuropeptide Y receptor activity; neuropeptide binding.
CUCACUUUGGUCCGGUGGCACAUUUCAUGAUAAACGGACAAAACGGCAGUGUGUACGAGCUACUGCGCGUCUACGGGGAAAAAUCAAAGCACAUCUGUUGCCAAGGUCUUUUCUAGCCUAACAAUGGAUAGCAAAGGUGAAUGGUUUGGCUCUCCCACGCCCUCGUGUUGUUUGGAAAAUGCCACCGUGGAGAAUUCCAGCACGGGUCAAAUCUAUGAAGUAGUGCUACAGACAAUGAACACAACCAAGCGCAAUCCACAGUUUGUCGGCGUGGAGCUUCUUCAGUCCUUCAUACCUCUCAUCAUCCCCUGCUAUGCUCUCGUGGUCCUGGUUGGAGUUUUCGGUAACUACUUGUUACUAUACGUCAUCUGUCACACCAAAAAGAUGCACAAUGUCACCAACUUCUUCAUUGGUAACCUGGCAUUUUCCGACAUGCUGAUGUGUGCCACCUGUGUGCCGUUUACACUGGCGUACGCUUUUAAUCCUCGAGGGUGGGUGUUUGGAAGAUUCAUGUGCUACCUUGUGUUCCUCAUUCAACCCGUGACAGUGUACGUGUCGGUGUUCACGCUAACAGCUAUUGGGGUGGACAGAUAUUACGCCACAGUUCAUCCUCUGAAGAAACGCAUCUCAGUUCUGGCCUGCACGUACCUUCUGUCUGGGAUAUGGAUUCUCUCGUGUGGUCUGGUAGCUCCAGCCGUGGCUCACACCUACCACGUUGAGUUCAAAGACGAAGGCUUCACCAUCUGCGAGGAGUUCUGGAUGGGACAGGAGAAAGAGCGACUAUCCUACGCUUACAGCACACUCUUCAUCACAUACGUUCUUCCACUCUCUGCCCUGUGCAUUUCCUAUUUGUGUAUUUCCGUAAAGCUUCGUAACUGCGUGGUACCAGGUCAUCGUACCCAAAGCCAAGCAGAAGCCCAGCGUGCGCGGAAGCGGAAGACGUUUCGCCUUGUGUCAUUGGUUGUUGCGGCUUUUGGGAUCUGUUGGCUGCCGAUAAGCGUGUUUAAUGUUCUUCGAGAUAUCGAUAUAGACCUUAUCGACAAGCAUUAUUUUCUGUUGAUCCAGCUGUUGUGUCAUUGGUGUGGAAUGAGUUCCUCUUGUUGUAACCCUUUCUUGUACGCGUGGCUUCAUGACCGUUUCAGGGCGGAGUUACGGAAGAUGUUUACCUGCCAUCGGCGAAUCGCCAUUGGGAUACCGGUUAAUAACUGCGCCACGGCUAGUGUUGUUCUCUGACAGG